UUGAACAACGGACUCAUGCUGUAACUUGCUGUAGGAUCUAUAGCUCCAUCUUAAGUAAAAUUUCCGUUAGCACCGUAUGUCAAAGUCAAACCAGAAUCAGUUAUGCUAGAAUGAACCACAUUUUAGAGCGCUAUGCAAUACAGGAAAGCCUGCCUGAAGUUAAACAUCAGAUAUUAAUCAUGUGACCAGUAAGCAUGAUUUCUUCCUGUGAUAGGCUAUUCAUUUUUAGGGGGCUCAGGUUCAAUUUGUGUUUUUUUUAAAUUUUUUAAAUUUUUUUAAAAACAAUUUCUGUGCUAACAUUUCCAAACCCCGGAAUAACUCCCCCCACUUUAAAGUUUUAUAUUCAUAUGCUCUAUAUAUUCCCACACAUACAGUAAAUACUCUUACUUAGUAAUAAGAAACAAACAUUACAUUCAAUGCCUGUUAGGUUUUUCAUAUUGUCCUCUACCACAAGUAGUACACUGGUCAAAAUAUGUAUGUUAAAAUAUUAGUUGAAACAAUCAAACUGAUGUACAAUGGAUAUAAAGUCUACAUACCCCUGUUAAAAUGGCAGGUUUUUGUGAUGUAUAUAAUAAAAUAAAUCAUAUCAAUUAAUCAAGUAAAAUAAAUCAUGUCAGAACUUUUUCCACCCUCAAUGUGAAAUUACAAUGGAUAAAAAAUUAAGUGGAAAAACAACCAGAAACAAUUUAGGAGGAAAAACAGGAAAAAUAAAAAAGUUAUAAUAACCUUGUUGUGUAAGUGUGAACACCUUUGUUCACAAUGAACCAAUCACAUUCAAUCUCAUGUUCAAAAGUAAUUAUCAUACAGCUGUCAUCAGUGAAGUUAUUUUGAUUAACCCCAAAUAAAGACCAGCUGUUUCUGUAGGAUUUUCUUCACAUCACCACAGUGACAUUACCAAUAACAGGGCAUCCCUCCAAAAUUUACAACAGUUCAAGACAAAAGCUUACCAGGGAGGCUGCCAAGAAACCUACGGCAACAUUAAAGGAGCUGCAGGAAUAUCUGACAAGUACUGAUUACUCUCUGCAUGUGAUAACAAUCUCUCAUAUUCUUCACAUGUCUGGGCUACGGGGUAGGCUGGCUAUAUGGAAGCCUUUUCUCACAAAAAACAUCCAAGCCCAACUAAAUCACCAAAACCAUGUGACAAAAUGUGUUAUGGUCUGAUGAGACCAAUUCCAAAAGGUAUAAUAAUUCCAAAAGGUGUUUGGUGCAAAAAAAAUAAAAAGUACAUCCCCACGGUGAAGCAUGGUGGUGGCAGCAUCAUGCUUUAGGGCUUUUCUUCAGCUAGAACUGGGGCUUUUAUCAAGGUGGAGGGAAUCAUGAAUAGCUACAAAUACCAAUCAAUUUUAGUGCAAAACCUUCAGGUGUCUGCUUGUAGCUGAAGAUGAAGGAAUUUCCCCUUUUAGCACGACAACGACCCGAAGCAUACAUCCAAAUCAACAAAGGAACGGCUUAACCAACAGAUCAAUGUUUUUGAAUGGCCUAGCCAGAGCCCAGACCUGAAUCCAGCUAAAAAUCUGUGAGGUGACCUGAAGCGGGCUAUGCACAGGAGACGCCCUUACAAUUUGAUGGAUCUAGAAUGUUUUUGCAAGAAACAGUGAGAAAAUAUCGAAUAAGUCUUUUAAAAAUAAUUCAAGAUGAGCCAUGCUGAUAGACUCUUAGCCAAAAAGCCUGAGUGGUUUAAUAAAAUCAAAAGGUGCUUCAAUAAAAUAUUACCUUAGAGGUGUGCAGGUUAUUGUGUUUUUUAGUUUUCCUAUUUUUUCCUAAAAAGUGUCUCAUUGUUUUUCACUUAAUUUUUAUAUGUUGUAAUUUCACACUGAGGGUGGAAAAAGUUCUGACAUGAUUUAUCUUGGUUUCAUUGUUUUUUUUUUUACAUCACAAAACCCUGCCAGUGUACCAGGCGUGUGGAGACUUUUUAUAUCCACUGGAUGUGAUAUAAAUGUGCGCCUUUAUUCCACGUGCCACUGAGAGGUUUGCUGCUAUUUGUUUUCAUCUUUGCCUUUUUCUUCCACUCUUUGGAACCUGUAAAACUUUUGCACCUAAUUAUAUAUGCAAGCCAUCGAAAGUAAGAGAAAUAAAUAAACAAAUCUCAGCGCGAUGCUUUUGCACACUUCCCCAAUUAGGGCACGGAUCGACGUCAAUUUGCUAUAAUAAGUCGAGCUGUGCGCGGUACAGCCGGCUCAGUGCAAGGCGCGCGCACUGCCGCUUCAUUAACGCGCGCGCUGUAAUCAAGGGGGAAAAAAAAAGGAAAAAAAAAAAAAAAAAAAAGCAACUUUGGCACGCUUCGAAGCAGCCGAGUGGAUCAGCGUGAUGCACCUGCAGCACUGCACUCCGCCAUCGGCCAGAAAUGCGGCCAGCGACUUUCCUGACGAGUUGCUCGCCGAGCACCACCCCGCGCCGUCCUCCGGCGCCGCCCCAGGGAACCACCCGGCUCUAACAAAACUCCCCGCCGAGCUGACCAGCGAAGAAGACGAGAGGAGCGAGCUCGCGCCCGCGCGCGACACCGGCACUGGGUCCGACGCGCAGCGCGCUUUGGAUGGGAGCCACGCGGAGAAGCGACACGUGCCUGAGCCGAGCCGAGCGCGCACCACCGCCGCCAUCUCCUCCUCGUCCUCCGCGACCAUGUUCUCAUACGCGGCGCAGCACGGACACACGCUGCCGCCUUUCUCCAUAAGCAAUCCGGGUCACUUCGUGGCGCAUCACGCCGUCAUUCCAAACGGGCCGUAUGACGGAGUUCUGUCCGGUGCGCCUAGACAGAACUACACGAGCGCCAGUUACCCGUACGCGCAGGCGUACAGUCAGGCGUACCAGAGCGGCGCGUUGUACCCGCUCUCCCCGGCGCACGCGGGACUCAUGGCCGCCAAAGGGCAAGUGUAUCUCUGCAACCGCGCGCUCUGGCUCAAAUUUCACCGACACCAGACCGAGAUGAUCAUCACCAAGCAAGGGCGACGCAUGUUUCCCUUCCUAAGCUUCAACAUUUCUGGACUUGACCCGACGGCUCAUUAUAAUAUUUUUGUGGACGUUAUUCUGGCGGAUCCGAACCACUGGCGCUUCCAGGGAGGAAAGUGGGUCCCGUGCGGAAAAGCGGACACCAAUGUAACAGGAAACAGAGUGUACAUGCACCCGGACUCUCCAAACACAGGAGCGCACUGGAUGCGUCAGGAGAUUUCAUUUGGUAAACUUAAGUUAACAAACAACAAAGGAGCUUCCAACAACAGUGGCCAGAUGGUCGUCCUGCAGUCGCUGCAUAAGUACCAGCCCCGAGUGCACUUGGUGGAGGUGAAUGAAGACGGGACAGAAGACUCGAGCCGAUCGGACCGUGUGCACACGUUCACCUUCCCGGAAACGCAGUUCAUAGCAGUCACUGCAUACCAGAACACGGAUAUCACCCAGCUGAAAAUCGACCAUAAUCCAUUCGCUAAAGGAUUCCGGGAUAAUUAUGACACGAUCUACACGGCGUGUGACAGUGAGCGCCUGAGCCCGUCCUCUGCUGACUCCCAGCGCGCACAGCUGAUGCCGGCCAGGUACACGGCGGCGAGCUCGCUCCUUCACGACCAGUUCGUCGGCCAUUAUUCGGGUCCCGGAGGGAGCGUGGAGCGCGCGCUCCCGUUCACUAACAGCCUGGUAGGCUCGGAGCAAGCCGAGGACAGAUGGUUUAAUAACAGAUUAGAUUUUCCCGCUUCGACUUACGACGCAGCUGAUCUGACUGGCAGCCUGCCCUCCUUGCUGCCCUAUCCUGCCGCUGCAGGGGUCAAAGGUCAGACGCUUUCCGCUACCCCGACUUCUGGGCGCGCGCUUACUGCCUACUGCGCCGCGCAGGCGGGCUGGGAGUCGCGCGGUGCGGGGCUGCCGAGCUGGAUCACGGACACCAGCUUUGAGCGCUCCUACCUGUCCGAAGACGGGAGCACGGAGAAGGACGCCACCGCACCGGAGGUGCCCGACGCGAGCAAAGACAAGGACGCACCGGAUUCGGGCUGGACAGAAACUCCGUCUUCGGUGAAAUCAGUGGAUUCAGGCGACUCGGGGAUUUUUGAGCAGGCUAAAAGGAAGAGGAUGUCACCGCCGGUGCCUGAGGAGCACUCACCGCUCAAAACAGAGCUCCUGAGCGCACAGGACGGAGCCCGGAAUAUGAACUACUUCACUUUCUAUUCUCAGAGUUAAACACACAGCAUGCGGGGUGGACCAGCUGCUCCACCAGACUUCUUUUUGUUUUGACCUUAUUUAUUUAUUUACUUAUUUAUUGAUUGAUUAGGUCGGGGUGGUGGGUGUCAGAGAACAUGAUCCUGAGCAAGCACAUUAGGCCAUUUGACUUCACAACCCCUUCUGACUGAAGCCAUAGUUUAUACAAAUCAAACCUGAUGCUGUUUCUGUACAUUUCAUUAGGCCUAAUGAAUUUAGUGGGGUGGGUGCAGGGGGUCAGAGAGAAUGAUCCUGAUCCUGGACAAACACAUUACACCAUUCGGAAAAGCUCAUGAGGCUGUAGCCAUGGUCUGAGAGCCAAACAUUCAAAAAAGAAAAACAUAUUUCAAAAUACUGAAAUAAACUGAGUGUAAACUAACUGAAUGUAAUCAGUGUCUAGAGUGUAGACAGAGUAGUUUCAUGGUAAUUAACCUCAACUUCCCUUGCAAAAAAAUAUAUAUAUUAUAGAUAUAUAGAUAUAUAUUCUAUAGCCUAUUUUAUCCUACUAAAUGGGCUAUUUAGUCAUAUUAAUUGUAGUUAAUGGACGUAAUUAAAUUCAACAUAUCCAGUCAAGAUAUUCAGUCAGUUGUGGAUGCCAAGUAUUGUAAUUGUUUUUUUUUUUUUUCCUUUUUUUUCAGGAUACAAUUCCCCUCUCCAUCAGACUUCAGUAGCCUAAUGUGUAGUAGGUUAUAGGCAGUCCUCCCCUUCAGUGGCAUAGAUAAAAAUAAUAAUAAUAAUAAUAAUAAAAAAAACUUUCCAGAUGAGUAUUAAAGUGGGUCAGUACUGAAUUGUGAAAAUCUGAGUGUGCUUUAAAAACGUGAAUUAAAAACAGAACGUCUUGUCGAGUUGACUUUUUAAGCCUUGUUUAUUUCAAUGCUGCCACCUAGCGGCAGGUCGGUGUUCUGCUGCUCAGAGUUAAU
Pangasianodon hypophthalmus (striped catfish) is the source of this 5096-nucleotide messenger RNA. RefSeq names its product T-box brain transcription factor 1a (gene tbr1a). Gene Ontology annotation, molecular function: DNA-binding transcription factor activity, RNA polymerase II-specific; RNA polymerase II cis-regulatory region sequence-specific DNA binding. The record is from RefSeq and is a predicted model, not a curated record. Bases 2308 to 4158 code for a protein of 616 amino acids. Gene Ontology annotation, cellular component: nucleus. Lineage: Eukaryota; Metazoa; Chordata; Actinopteri; Siluriformes; Pangasiidae. Gene Ontology annotation, biological process: regulation of transcription by RNA polymerase II; commitment of neuronal cell to specific neuron type in forebrain; positive regulation of DNA-templated transcription. The transcript is spliced from 6 exons.